AGACCAGGCGCGGAAUACCUCUCUUAACGACCCCGCUGCAUUCGCACAACACAACGAGAGUCGCGCUAACGUAUGAAGCUACGUUCCUGACUUUUGCUCUCAUUUCGAUUUUGUUUUCUUUUUCAUUCCCCCCUCCCUCUCCAAACGAAAAAAGGAAGACAGUACGGCUUCCGCACAAGCAGCAACUGCAUUCACUGUUCUUUUUUAUUUGCCGACUUACCCCCCCCCCCCCACUUCAAGAUAUUGUCGCUCUUCGGAGAAUGAACAGUGGAGCCUCGUCAUUUCUCGUUUUCGUUUCCACCUACUUUUCUUUCUGCCUUCUGUUUGUCUUCUCUCUCCGCAACUAAAGCCUCCAACUUCGCUUUCGUUUCUUUGUUGUUGUUCCCCGUCCCGUCGCCUCUUUGUUAAUCUGCGCUUUGGUUGGUCGUUUGAUGUACAGGAGCGCCCCACGUAGAAGCGGCGCUGCGGUUGGGUUUCUGCGUUUUCCUCCCGCGCGAUCCCUCGCUACUUGUGAUUUGUUUAUCAUAAUAAAAAAAAAAAAUAAUAAUAAUAAAGGAAAAAUUUCAAAACGAAAAAAGACUAGUACGGUGAAGCGCUGCACUAGUCGUCUUAGUGUUUGUUUUUUCUUUCGCAAACUAUACAGUGUCGUCGCUGUAGGUCUACUUGAUUGGCUGUUGUCUGUUUGUCUGUUUGUAUUUGUUGUUCUUCUUUGUUUCUUCUCGAUUACUUCUCCUCUCUAAAUUUCGUGCUGGCAAGGUGGAAAGGGUUGUUUUCGUGUAGAAAAGACUUCCUUGUGCUGUUACUACAACGAAAUUUCUCCCCCUCAAACACCUAAAAGUAGCGCCUCAACGACGGAGAAGGAAAGCAUUUUUUUGUUGUUGUUUUUAACGUUCUUGUCGUGUGUUUUUUCUUGCUUGUUGUUUCGUCUUUCGACCAUUUGUAUAUAUAUAUAUAGUUUUUGUAAGCAGCUAGACCUUCUCUAACACGACAGGGCCACAUUUGGGCUUUUCAUUCUUCGUUUUUCAAAAGACCUUUCCUUUUGUGAAUCCGAGUGCCAACGUGCUCUAUUUUUGUUUUCGAGGGCUUCCAUCACAACUAUUAUCGAGUAUCAAAAAAGAGACACAGAGUGAAGUACAUUGUUUCUAGAACGUGAACCUCAACGGACCCGUCGACCGCUGCUGCCAGGGUCUGCUCCUCCGUGGCUUCUCUGUUUCGAUAAAUGAUUCAUUUGUUUCUUUUUUAAAGCCUAACUGCUGUUUUCUUUUCGUUGAUUUGCUGAGGAGACUAGUUAUUCUAUAUACAGUUAAGUUUGAAUUCCUUUCCGACACUUUGCUGGAGUUUUCUGUCUCCUAUCUUUUGUGCUCUUAGUUGUUAUUCAACAGUCGUUCUUUGCUUUGCUGUCAUUUUUUUUGUUUUUCCCGCGUCCAGCCUCGUUCUGAAACGUUAAGAAAGUGAUCGUGGCCGUGUCAAGCGUUGCUUCAUCACACUACAUCAAGAUUCAGCAUUCAGAGAAACGGCGGCGCCACGAAGAAUUUUCUCACUUUAGUUCAUAUAUAUAUAGGUAGCGUUGGAGCAGCGGUGAGGCAAUACUAACGAGGGGUGACUCGUGAAGGCACCGUCAGCCCCUUGAAUACAAAUUUUCUUUUAUAUAUUUUAUUAUUACUAUUAUAAUUACGGCUUCGUGCAUUUUAUUGUUCUCUAUUUUUUUCUGCUUUACUUUCCUCUUUGUUUUCAACAACUAUUGCUUUAUUAUUACGCUAUUGAUAUCCCUUUUGUUGUCUUUCAACUCUCUCAUUGUUUGGCGGAGACGGUUAAAUUCUCAUACCUUCACAGUAAGCAACGCGGAGAACUAAGAAGAGCAACCGCGUUGCAACCUUCAGUUCUACCCGAAACGUUAUAUUUUUCAUAUAUAUAUAUAUAUAUAUAUAUAUAUUAUGCUGUUGGAUUGAUUCAAUAUUUUCCAAAUUGAUCCUCUGGCAGACCCAGUUUUUUGUUUGCGGAUUGACAAGUGUAGUCUUUCAACAACUCUUUUUCCUGGACUUGAACACACAGCAGAACCUGUUGAGUGUGGUCCGGCAUUUUUUUCCCUUUCUGUCCCACGCAUGCUGCACGUCGCUCCACUGAUGCGUGAGGUACAACUGCUGGUUCUUCUUGUUGGGGCAGCGCUGACGUUUGCGCUGUCCCUGACAGGUCUACUAACGUGGCGCUCCAUGCCGUUUUUCAAGCCCCCAGUUCCAGGUCAGCCGCGAUCCCACGGCUACAACGGCGCGGGGAUGCUCGGCAUCCUCACGUUCUUCACGUUUGCCGGCUCGUCGGUUGCGCUUCUCUUUGAAAGCUCCCAGCUGUUUGUGCGUUACACGUUCCACCCCGCUCACACCGGCCGCAAGUGGGUGGUGUACCAGCACGCCGCCAUCGUCACACAAGUGGGUCUUGCUCUCUUCUUCUUUCUCACCGGUGUGGUGUCGUUUGUGCGGUGGGCGUCCAAUCCAGCGAAGUGUGCCUUCAUUUUCUGUCUCGGCGUGGAGAGUCACCCCUCCGUCGCAAAGUCGCGCGGGGAGAGCUUCAGCGCCCUUCUGUCUAGUAUUUUCUUCGUCGCACUUGUCCCGUUGUCGUGUGUGAUGUGGUACCGCGUCUACACGCUGUGGCUGCUGCAGAAGGCCUUCCGCGCCGUCGGGACCAGCGAAGGCGUUCACUCAACGAUCGCCGGCGACUUUGCCGUGAACCCCUCCGACAAAAACGGUGGAGAGAGCCACAGCGACGCUUCCAUUUUGGUUGCGAACACGAGCACCUCUUCCCCGGGAGAGGGCAGCGCCUGCGCGGCCACUUCCGCCAACCCCAUGGCGAAGCCUCCGAGCAUACGCACGUACGCGGCCACGCCGUGGAAGAAGCAGCUCUCGCGCAUCAUCGGGCUGUGCCUCGGCAUUGUUGCGUGUGCGCUGUUGACGUUCUGGCUGCCCAACGAUCCGCGCAAGACUUCUGCUUACGGGAUUGCGAGCUUCGCCAGCCUUUGCAUUUCGAGGGAGCACCGCAGCGGGAACUCCACGGUGCCUGAGAUGCCAUACGCGUGGUUCCGCACCGGUCAGAUCCGCGUCUCGCAAGACCUCAUUCUGAAGCUCUUCCCCGGCAACGUCUUCUUCUACGUGUACCUGCUCUCGCUGGCGAUCAUCGUGUUUGUGCUGCGGCAGACGCAGACGGGUCGGUACUGGAUGCAGCGCCGCAUCCCGCGCUGUGCGUGCUUCACGUACGGCGAGGCAGCCUUCAUGGCGGCCACGGCGUGGCUCGUCCUCUUCUUCACCAUCUACUGGGUGCGGGACCACAACUUCAAAGUUGCCUGGACGGCUGACACUCCCGACAGUCGGCAGAUCAAGAGAGCCGAACGGUGGGCCCGCGGGAUGGGUCAGCUCGCCAUCCUCUUCCUGUCGCUGCUGCUGCUGCCUGUGGGUCGGCAGUCCGUCAUUGUGACGGUGCUCGGUGUCUCGCGCGACGGCCUGCUGUGGUUCCACCGCGCGGUGGGCUACUGCAUGCUUGCGGCAACGCUGGCCCACGUUAUUGCCUUUUACGUUUCGUUCGCAGACUACGACCUCUUGAUGGAGAACCUAAACAAAAUACCGAACAUUGUGGGCGAGAAACGUGUGAUGGACGACUACACAGUGAGUGUGGCGACGUGGACGACGUGGUUUCUGCUGGUGGCGAUGGGCAUCUUCAGCCUGAACGCGAUGCGGCGCCGCUUCUACGAGCUCUUCUACUACGCGCACCUCGGCGCCACCUACAUGACGCUGCCCAUGAUGAUCUUCCACGCGUCGGCGGGCUGGAUGUACAUGCUGCCGGGGCUGACGCUGUUCCUGGCGGACCAGCUGGUGCGGGUGUGGCAGCGGUCGGCGGUGGUGCGUGUGGUGCACGCGCGGACGAUCAGCGAGGACACGGUGGAGCUGGCCUUCUCGGUGCCCGGGCGGUGGGACAUGCGCUGCGUGCACCCCGGCCAGUACGUGCUGGUGUGCGUGCCGGAGCUGACGGCGCUGCAGUGGCACCCCUUCACGCUGACCAGCGUGGUGGACGAGGACGGGGCGGCGGACGCGGGCGGCGUUGCGGUGAGCACGACGGGGACGGUGUUCUACCUGCACAUCAAGUCGAUGGGGCCGCUGACGUGGACGGGGCGGCUGUACGACAUGGUGCGGAGCGGGCAGGUGUUCAGCGUGGGCGUGGAGGGCCCCUGCGGGACGCCGGUGGACUACAGCCGCUACGACGACAUCGUGCUCGUCGCGGGCGGCAUCGGCGCCGCGCCGUGCGUGUCGGUGUACGGGUCGCUGCUGCGCGCGCACAUGCGGAGCGCCGACGGCGCUGGUGUGCCGCGUGUGCGGAUGGUGUGGAGCACGCGGUCUGCGUCGCUGGUGGGUGCCGUGGCGGACAUGCUGCAGCUGCCGGUGUCGUACCGCGGCCUCGUGCGGAUGCCGGAGCAGCGAGAGAAGGGGACGACUGCUGCCGCGAUGAACUCGUGCGUACGGGCAAUGCUGGAGGGGAACGCCAGGUGUCUGCGCACUGCAGAGGCGUUCAUGUGUGACAUCUACGUGACCCGCGAGGGUGAGCUGGAGAAGUUCGCUGUGGUGACAAGCGGUGUUGCUGACCGACGAGGCCGUGUAGGCGUCUUCCGCGAGGAGCUGGAAGGAGACGGCAUUGACUCCGCCGCUGCUGCCGCGACGAGUCAUCCCGGUGGAUGUGUACGACUGCAUGAGGGCCGCCCGGAUGUGUUCCGUGAGGUUGUGGAGACGCUGACGGACCCUGCAACCGGGCUGGUCAAAGGCGAUGUGACGCGCAUGCUGGUGCUGGCUUGCGGUCCGGAAAGAAUGGUGGCGGACGCCGUCAACGCCUGCGCAAAACUAGGCGUUGCUGUGCACGUGGAGGAGUUCCUCUUCUAA
Molecule: messenger RNA, 4913 nt
Organism: Leptomonas pyrrhocoris
Lineage: Eukaryota; Euglenozoa; Kinetoplastea; Trypanosomatida; Trypanosomatidae
Product: putative ferric reductase
Exons: 1
Coding region: 2103-4913 (936 amino acids)
Cellular component (GO): plasma membrane
Molecular function (GO): oxidoreductase activity
Source: RefSeq, a predicted model, not a curated record